GGCCAUAUUUUCUCCGAUAGCCUGGUACUAUAUUGGUAUUGAAAAAAGGUCAUGGGCGUUUUGGAGUUUAAGCCCUAGACAUCCAUCUAUAUAACCAGUCACGAAAACCCUAAUUGCCUCGCAGUAUCUUGAGCCGGCGAAAAUGUCGAAGCGAGGACGUGGAGGAUCAGCAGGUAACAAGUUUAGGAUGUCACUGGGUUUGCCAGUGGCGGCAACUGUGAACUGUGCUGAUAACACGGGGGCAAAGAACCUGUAUAUCAUCUCUGUAAAGGGGAUCAAGGGUCGCCUGAACCGGUUGCCAUCUGCUUGUGUUGGUGACAUGGUCAUGGCCACUGUUAAGAAAGGGAAACCUGAUCUCAGGAAGAAGGUUCUGCCUGCAGUCAUUGUCAGGCAGCGGAAGCCAUGGCGCCGAAAGGAUGGGGUCUUCAUGUACUUUGAAGAUAAUGCUGGUGUGAUCGUGAAUCCUAAAGGAGAAAUGAAAGGGUCUGCAAUUACUGGUCCAAUCGGGAAGGAAUGUGCUGAUCUUUGGCCGAGGAUCGCAAGUGCAGCGAAUGCCAUCGUUUAAGAUGGUUCUAAGUCGCAAUUUUUGUUCCUCUUUUACUGGUAGAGCUUUCCUUAAAUUGACUGGAUUUUGUUAUAUCAAUGUUGAAUAUGGUCGGUUUUACAGCGGAGGUUUGUAGAAUGAUAUGAUCUUGUUUCUAGGUCGCUGUUGUAUUUUAAAGCUAUGUUUUUAUCGUGAGUAUUCUUCGCAUGCUAAUCAAAAUUCGUACUCCCAAUUUUCUGAUAA
Messenger RNA from Carya illinoinensis, 787 nucleotides. RefSeq names its product 60S ribosomal protein L23. Gene Ontology annotation, molecular function: large ribosomal subunit rRNA binding; structural constituent of ribosome. The record is from RefSeq and is a predicted model, not a curated record. Gene Ontology annotation, biological process: translation. Lineage: Eukaryota; Viridiplantae; Streptophyta; Magnoliopsida; Fagales; Juglandaceae. Bases 143 to 565 code for a protein of 140 amino acids. Gene Ontology annotation, cellular component: cytosolic large ribosomal subunit; ribosome. The transcript has 4 exons.